CAAACGAAACCGGAUUUUAACACUUGAAAGACGAUGGACGUUUAGAAGUAUUAUAUAUUCAAUAACUUUAAAAAGUAGUAUAAUGGAAGGAGUGCAGACAUUUAUGAAAACUCAUUACAAAGAGAUAUGCGUGGCUGCUUCUCUUGGAAUUGCUGUCAUAGCAGUGUUUAAGAAAUUCACAAAAAAUAGCAAAAAAUCUUACCCUAGAGACACGGUUAUUCACCAUACAGUUCCCAGAGGUCCGUUUGCUCCUAGUCUAACUGCAUUCGCUGUAAAACUGGAAACCUAUUUGAGAAUGGCAAAAGUUCCAUAUCAGAAUGAAUACGACAGCGGUAGAAACAGAAGUUCUAAAGGAAAAAUAACAUGGAUUGAAUACAAUGGGGAGGAGGUGGCAGAUUCAGAGUUUUGUGUCAAGUUCAUCAAUAAAACACUCAAUAUAGAUCUGGACAAAGAUUUCACAGACGAGGAAAAGGCCAUAGCUUAUUCUUUUCAAAAAGUGGCGGAGGAGUACUUUUACUGGACAAUUGUGCUACAUCGUUGGGUUUACGAUGAAGCCAACGAACUUUCCAAAUAUGUUAAAAUUCCUUGGAUCUUCAAGAAACUGAUGAAGCGUGUCUUGGGAAAACAAGCGCAUGCGCAAGGAAUGGGUCGCCAUUCCCAAAAAGAAGUGGAGACAAUCAUUGUUGAAUGCUUUACGAAUUUUUCUAACUUUUUAGGGAAGAAAAAGUUCUUUCUGGGAGAGAGGCCUUGUCAGUCGGAUUGCGCUAUAUUUGGAAUUCUCUCCCAGUGCUAUUGGAAUGGAUUUGGAUCAUUUUUAGAGGAAGAAUUCAAAAAGUUUGAAAAUCUUUGUGGAUACUGUGAGAGAAUGAAGGCAGAAUUCUGGCCAGAUUGGGAUGACUGUAUUACACACGGUGGGACCAAGAAGGCCAUUAAAUGAGGAA
Messenger RNA from Saccostrea cuccullata (small rock oyster), 941 nucleotides. RefSeq names its product failed axon connections homolog. Gene Ontology annotation, cellular component: cytoplasm. The transcript is spliced from 6 exons. Bases 83 to 937 code for a protein of 284 amino acids. The record is from RefSeq and is a predicted model, not a curated record. Lineage: Eukaryota; Metazoa; Mollusca; Bivalvia; Ostreida; Ostreidae.